Molecule: messenger RNA, 577 nt
Organism: Cuscuta epithymum
Lineage: Eukaryota; Viridiplantae; Streptophyta; Magnoliopsida; Solanales; Convolvulaceae
Source: the annotation of a GenBank genome assembly
UUGCUGGGAAGCUGGCUACUCAGCAAGGUUCGCCGGCAAUGCUGCUCAUCAAUCCAGAAAACGUCCCAGGACUGAAAGCGGCGGUCAGUUGGUCCCGAUCGAUCAUGUUAUCGACUUGACCGUCCCUGAUCUGGACCCUACGCAAGCUGCUCCCUCCUCUCCUCAAAAGGAUGAUUCUGUCCCUAGGAACAUCCCGAUCAACGAUCGGCUGGUGGUGGACUUUUCCGCCAUGGGUCCUCAGGCUGAGGGACGCACGCUGUUUGGGCAGACUGCAUCUUCUAUGUGGUGCAGCACUUCCCUCAAGGCUGGUGAGAACUUCACCAACCUAGCCCACUGGUCUGAUAUGGUUGAAUCAGGCCACUUGGAGAGUAUCAAGGCUGGUACAUAUUAUCACCGGGUCUUCCUGGCGGCUGAGCGGGAGAUGACAUUCCUCGCCCAAGAGCAGGAUGAAAGCCAAACUCUUUUGGCCGCCGCUCGCAAGAUGGCUGCAGAUCUUCAGGAUCGGGCCAACAAAGGAGAUAAGGCCAGGGCUGAACUGGCCGAAAUGGAGAAGCGGAUUCAACGGCGCGAUCGGGAG